Molecule: messenger RNA, 2004 nt
Organism: Cricetulus griseus (Chinese hamster)
Lineage: Eukaryota; Metazoa; Chordata; Mammalia; Rodentia; Cricetidae
Source: RefSeq, a predicted model, not a curated record
GCUAGGGUGGUUGCGAGAGAUCAGAGCCGCCCAGCCGGGGAGAGCCGGGGCAGUAACAAUCGCGGGGAGGGCUGGUGUUUCCCCAGAGCCUCCUCCAGGGCUGGGAAGAUGCUGCAGUGCCUGACUUCGGAGAGUGAGGAAGGGGGCAAAGAAAAGGAGAAGUCUAUAGAACAUCUAGAAGAGCUACAACAAUUUGUCACCCUGGCUUUUGUGAUAGAGAACACACAAAAAAGGCUUCAGAACGGCCAGCAGCAUGGCAAGAAGAAGAGGAAGAGAAAAAGAUGAUUGGUGAUUAAUCUAUCCAACUGCCGCUACGACAGUGUGCGCAGGGCAGCCCAGCAGUAUGGCCUUCGAGAGGCAGGUGACAAUGAUGACUGGACUGUCUACUGGACGGAUUACUCAGUGUCACUGGAGCGAGUGAUGGAAAUGAAGAGUUACCAGAAAAUUAAUCAUUUCCCUGGGAUGAGUGAGAUCUGCCGUAAGGACUUGCUGGCCCGGAACAUGAGCCGUAUGCUAAAGCUGUUUCCUAAGGACUUCCAUUUUUUCCCUAGGACCUGGUGUCUUCCUGCCGACUGGGGAGAUUUACAGACUUACAGCAGGUCAAGAAAAAAUAAGACGUACAUUUGUAAGCCGGACUCGGGCUGCCAAGGGAGAGGCAUAUUUAUCACCCGGACGGUGAAAGAAAUCAAGCCGGGGGAGGAUAUGAUCUGUCAGCUUUAUAUUUCAAAGCCCUUUAUCAUCGAUGGGUUCAAGUUUGACUUGCGGGUUUAUGUGCUGGUGACCUCCUGUGACCCUCUCAGGGUUUUUGUGUACAAGGAAGGACUGGCUCGCUUUGCCACUACCUCUUACUCCCACCCCUGCACAGACAACCUGGAUGAGAUCUGCAUGCACCUGACCAACUAUUCCAUCAAUAAGCACAGUUCCAACUUCAUCCAGGAUGCUCACUCUGGCAGCAAGAGGAAACUCUCCACCUUCAACUCGUACAUGAAGGCCCAUGGCUAUGAUGUGGAGCAGUUAUGGAAGGCCAUCGAGGAUGUCAUCAUCAAGACACUCAUCUCAGCUCACCCAGUCAUCAAGCACAACUACCACACCUGCUUCCCCAGCCACACACUCAACAGUGCCUGCUUUGAAAUUCUGGGUUUUGACAUCUUGUUGGACCGAAAACUCAAACCCUGGCUGCUGGAGGUUAACCAUUCUCCAAGCUUCUCCACUGACUCCAAGUUGGAUAAAGAGGUGAAGGACAGCCUGCUCUAUGACGCGCUGGUCCUCAUCAAUCUGGGGGGCUGUGACAAAAAGAAAGUCCUGGAGGAAGAGAGGAAGCGGGGACGGUUCCUGCAGCAGUGUCCUUCUCGGGAGAUGAGGAUGGAAGAGGUCAAGGGUUUCCAGGCAGUGCGGUUACAGAAAACAGAGGAAUAUGAGAGGAAAAACUGUGGCGGGUUCCGCCUCAUCUACCCUGGUCUGAAUUUGGAGAAGUACGAGAAAUUUUUCCAGGACAAUAGCUCCCUCUUCCAGAACACUGUUGCUUCCAGAGCCCGAGAGCUGUAUGCCCGGCAACUGAUCCAGGAGCUGAGGCAGAAACAGCAAAAAAAAUUCUUUCUAAAGAAAGAAAAGAAGGUAGACCUGCAGGGCGAGUCUGUGAGUGAGCAGGCAAGAGACAAGAUCCUGAAAACCGGGCGACAGAAACAGCAGCAGAAGAGCAAGACAACCACCUAUCCCCCCAAACAAUGCUACCACCCAGUGGCUUUAGUAUCCUGCACACCUGGCUUGUUCUUGAACAUCAGAGGCAUAAGGAAUAAUGAAACCGCCGGUAGCCUCCACCAGCAGGACUCCAAGGCGGCCAGCCUCGCUCCCUGCAAGCUCAUGCCAGCGAGGCACUACAGUUCUGUCCCUGACCUAAGGAAUUCAAAUUCCAGCUGCUGUGGGCCAGAGCUCCAAAAGUGCAAUUCCAAAAUCAAGGAAGUGAAGUCGGCCUUUUCAGUGAACAUAAUCAGCAAUAAUACCCUG